Messenger RNA from Hyalella azteca, 8254 nucleotides. RefSeq lists its product as uncharacterized. Lineage: Eukaryota; Metazoa; Arthropoda; Malacostraca; Amphipoda; Hyalellidae. The transcript is spliced from 4 exons. The record is from RefSeq and is a predicted model, not a curated record. Bases 605 to 3754 code for a protein of 1049 amino acids.
GAUAGAGUGCAGCUUUUUCAUGACAUUGUUGUGUUUUGGAUUUGGGUUGGACGUUUAUUCUGAAUGGUGCUGACUGAGUGACUGUCGACCUGUAAACUCUUCACCUACUUUAGUUAGGUACUUAUAUCAAACAAUGUGAUUACUUUUAAAUGCGUAGUAAGCUCUGUAGUGUUUUAGAAACUAAUAACUGAAUUUCUUCUUGUGCUUGGUUCGGUGGAGAUGCCGUUCAAAUUUUCAUACGAAGAGGAAUUGAUUGUCUUCUGGAAUGCCAUCUGUUCCGGUCACAUCCCAUGGUUCUUUUAAUUGCAAGAGGAGCUGCAACCAUGCUUCGAGAGCCGUCCGCAUUCUACCCUUCGGAGUACGGAUAGUGAGGAGCAAUCCACUUCUGAGAAUUAAUUCAAGCUUUUGUAGUUACAUCUCAAAAUGUGACUGAAUCAAUGUGCAAGAAUAUUGCGUGUCUGAGUAUAAUAUCAUUAACGCAUUGCAAUUAGAAAGAAUCUUGCCCCUGUGUCGUAAGUUUUGCGGGCAUUGAGAAUAAAUGGCAGUAAGCUAAUUGAUUAGUUUUAUCAGUGUUUUCGUUAUGUGUAUGUGAAUUUGAUGUAAGAUGGAAGAUGACGGCGUACCGACUGCAAUAUCUUCGAUAUGUAAAGUGCCUCUCAGCGUGCCUGCCGAGGAGAGUCAUUCAAGCAACUCGAUUGAACUUUCCCCUCACGCCCGUGACGGACUAGCCGUCAUGAGAGGCGUGUCCGCAGCUGCUGCUGCUGUGGCCUCAGCUGAUGGCAGUGCCACUAACUUCUCUCACGAUGAGAGCGGCUACCGCAACCAGACAAAUAUCUUCAUGUCUGUGAUUCGUGCACUGCAAGAAAAGCAGCGCACUGUCGGCUCUUCCGAGAUUAAUUCUCUUUGUUACAGCGCUGUAGCUGCUGCUGCCAGUCAAGCACACCAUCACAAUACGAGUUACGCGCCUUCACUCAAAAGAGGAACCUCAAAUCAGCCUUCAUCGCCUUUUAAUGGAAGUGUUAGUAAUUCACAAUCCCCCAAAAGAGUAAACUUAUCACGAGCUACUCGGGAUGUAACGCCGGACUUGUUACUUCAUUCAUCCAAACGACGAAGAGGCUUUCGCGAUGCUGGCGACAUUGACUUCAUUGACAUGAGUUCCAGUGACGCACCUAGCGGGAAGUCCGCAGGUGCAUACAUAUCGCAGCUGUCUUGCGACAUCGCACGGCGACACGCUGUGUCACCUUCUUCCACAUGUUCCUCGUUCUCCAUGGCUUCCUCGUCGCCGGGCCCCGCGAGCUUCCACUCGGAGGACCUCGCAUCGCGGCUCUCGCGCAGCUAUGAUACCAACGGCGACUCUACUACAGGAUGCAGAGCGGGCGCAUCGCCUGAGGAGGACAUCUUCAACUGGGCCCACCUGCAAAUGGCGGAACAAACCUCACAUUUGGCAGCACCGACUCCAGGGGAGACGCCCUCCACUACACGCAGCAGUACAGCGUUGGAUGAAACUCCUGCUCGCCACCCUUCUCCAAUGCCUCCUUCUCUGCUCCAAUCUAAAGGAUCUCCUCUCUUGAUUCACGAGGCUUUGACUGAGAGAUCUUUGCGUCCUAACUGCGGCCUGACCAAGUGCAAUCUUGCACAAGAUAUAAAAGCUUCUGAUGAUGUCAGAAAGCUUGGAAUUAGCUGUGCGGCUGCAAAUAAAACCUGCGAGACUUUUCCAUUGGAAGGCGGAAAAGAGAGCCCAAAUACCUCCGUCAUUGACGCUGGUGACUCAAAAAUAUUGUCAAAGGAGCCAAAUAGCGUCAGAAUAGAGACAGUAGCCAUACGAGAAUAUCCUGUCAUCAUGGAUACAGAGCUGAUGACGGUAGAGGAACUAUUACAAUUGAUUAGUGUGCCUAAACUCAAUGCCCAUGAAUCCGAUGGUAGUAAACUGAAAGAAUUUCUAGACCAGCACGAAAUAGGGCACUUGAACCAUCUCAUAAAGUGUUUCUCGGACUGCAUUUUUUCUGCGGCCUUACCUGAUAAUCUAGUCGGAAACACGAACUUGGCGCCUCUUGAUAUCAUGGACUUAUACUGUUGCUCAGUCUUGCGGCUUUAUCAUCUUUCAUUCAAGAACUUGGACUUCAUUAACCUGCUGCCUGGGGAUCAAAUAUCGCUACUUGAAAAUUUUGCUUUGAAGGGCAUAUUGUCCGUUGCAUUCUUUUGUUUCAAGGAGGAGAGCAAUUCCUGGGCUUUCCCCACCGGUCUCUACCAAAAUAAAGUGAUGGAUGUCAAAGUCUCAGAAUUGAAUCAAAUAUUACCGUUCAAUUAUCUACAGAACAUCCUGACAUUGUGCCACCUUGGAGCUAAGCUUUGUAUAGACUGGCCAAUUGGAAUGCUGCUCAUUGGCGCUUUCUUCUAUUGUCCUGUUGGCGUCGAAGUGCAGGACAUCGAAAAAAUUGACAAACUCCGCGAUCGCUACAUGGAGAUUCUGUUCAAGUAUCUGAAAUGGAAACACGGCCCUUCUAAUGCAUCUCUUUAUUUUCCUGAAAUUCUGAAGUUGAUGGAUGCAGUCCUGAAAAACUGUUCAGAAAUGGAGGAAAUCACGCUUUCGUUGAAUAACGACGAAAUCCGAGCGUUGGAGGAGCGCAUCGAAACUUUGAACACGAAUUAUGUGGACAGUGGUCACAAAGAUCGGUCAACCAGCUUCACGACCGUGAAAUUUGUUGAUGGAGUUACUCUAAAGAAAAUUAACGCUAGUAUUUUGUCAUCGAUACGGCAAACAAUUCGCCAGUCGCUUGCUCAAAACGUUGGGUUAGAUUUACGUCAAUCGGCAGCCGUCCCAACUGCGUCAAUGUAUUACUCCAACUUGCCUUUAGAAUCAGAAGAAGCUAAAUCUCGUAGAGAAGUUGAAGCCCUUCUGAUGAAAAGGUUAUUACUGAAAAAUCACUCAAUAAAUAGCACUGCUAACUGCAUCAGUCAAUCGCCCGUACGUGAGAGGAGCAAGGCUGAAGGCAUAAACGUUGAGCCUCAAACUCUCAACCCGCUAGCUAUUCAACGGCUUCUUCUCAACCUUGCCAGAGCAGACAAGACUGUUCAUAGAUCAAAUUCUGAUUUAUCUUCUUCAAAUAACAGUUGCCAAGACCGAAUGACUUCACCAUCAACGAUGGAUAGUUUGUCACCCUCGCCGUAUUUGAACAACCAUUUAUAUCGAAACAAUGCAUUAUCGACGGGUAUCUCUGGUACUCGCCAAAUUCCGUCAAUGAGCAGGUCUGAUCGUUUCAGCAGCCAUGUCGUGAAUCUUUCAGAAGUUACCAUCACUAAAAAUUCGGUUGCGUCGAGAGCAAGUUUUCUUCCUGCUGAUGAAAACUUCCCAUCUGCCAUCGAUUUAUCGAAAAGGCAACGCAAGAGCUCCCCCGAAUCAGUUAUUUCCGUCCGGCCAAAAGCGCCGUGUAUUCCUGGACUGAAGCCCCUUUCUGAAUUGAUCGAGUCGCCCAAAAGCCCACCCGUAGUCGUUCCUUCUCUAUCAUCCGAGACUACAACUCUCUGCAAUCCUCCCAUAAAUUUUGAACUCGAAGAAAGAACGCGGUUGAUGGCAAGUGCUCUAUUUAAUGAAGUGAAGAAGAUAAAAGCUAGUUCUUUAGAGAGCGAACAUUUGCAGCGUGAAACGGGUGUGGUCAACGACGCCAGUGCCUCGAUUCUUACGCCUUCACAAAUAGAAAUCCUUCUUGAAACUCUAGGCAGGUCCAGACUACGAUACAGAGACAACGAUCCUUGACAGUUUAGCGUGAAUUCUCGUCUAUUUUUACCGAUAUGAAAGUUACCAUUUUUAUUCGAUAAUGCCUGUAAAUGGUGUAGCACCAAUUUUGUACAGAACGUUGUUAGGGUUGAUUGAUAUGACCGUGUAUUUAUUUAUAUUAAUACCUUACCUGCGAUUGCAACUCAAGGGAAUAGUUACCGUUAUUUUGUGGCUAGCCGUAGUCUUUCUCUGGAUGUGGUGAUAUGGUCCAUUCUAUUAUACGGAUCAUGUGCUGUUAUUUUACUUUAUUUGGCAUUUGGAAAUGUUAAUCUAUUCGGUAAUUUUGUAGGCCUUUGAAUGCUCUUCGACGAUUCGUAUUAAACUGAGUACAUUUUGAAGUAUUAUUUCCAGUGAGAUUAUGAGUUUUCAUCAGUCGAACAAGCUGGAGGAUAUUUGCGUGCCUUUAGAAUUCGAGAUUAUUUUCUGUCGUUAUUUGCUCAUUCUAAGCUGUAAUGAUGUGAGUUUUGCUUGCAUGCUGCCUAUAGGGCGAAUAUCCGAGUUUAAUAGGGCUAACGCUCAAACUAUUUUGUAAUGUCUUGCCGACUCUCGUGAUAUUGACGAAUUGAAAGCACAACGUUAUGGUGCCGCUUCUAGUGGCAUGGGGCCGUAUUAUUGAAACUCGCUUAAAUAUACGUAGCGUUCUAUUUCUCGUCUGUGAUUGGUGGGUUUAGCUCGCAAAGCCGUCAGUGAUUGGAUGAUGUAGUUACAAACCUGACUACUUUAGAUAGUAGAGUACCUGACUUGUAGGCUGGUGGCAAGUCUUAUGACUAAUUCAGUCUUCCUCAAGUCCUCAUGAAGCCUGGUGCCUUCACCCGUACAAAGUGUCGCUUUAAAUUUUAUUUAUAAGUUAACGCCACACUUUUCUCUUGCUCAUCAUGAAUCAUCCAUAAAAUGUUACCCCAAAAUUAGUAAUUUUACGUCGCUGCGGCCAAUUAGUUAUUGUAUUCUUGAUUCGAAGAUUUGAUGAGAAGGAUCCUUGCUUGCACAAUUGUUCUAUUUCCAGCAUUUAGUACGUAUAUAUGAAAAAAAAAUACAUUCGCUUCAUUAUUUGUGACACAGGAAUGGCUUUGAAGUGAUAUUUAAUUCGUUAAUCACUGUAAAAAAUAAGUCCUGAAUUGGUCAGUAAAAUGCAAAAAUUUACAAAGUCGCACAAUGUUUAACGAUGAAAUAGCGUUUGCUUGGGCUAUGAAAUUCAUACCACAGUGACGUAUAGUGGUGAACAUAGUAUUUGUGUGACACGCGGGCUGCUUCCCAUUGUGAGGUAGUAAAAUGCAUGGUAGCUGUUGUUUUAUUCAUAAGUUCAAAGUAUUAGUCAACCAUAAUCAAAACUAACUGUUCUUGCCAUGGAUUAAGUGUAUAUUACAGAAACAUUUAUAAUUUUGUCGUUAGCUGUCAACUGAGGUUUUUGCAUAUUAUAAAGUGACUGUAUGGAGAAAUUUCUGUUUUUUUGAGGAAGUUAUGCUCUGCAAUGUGACCUUGAAUGGCAACGUUCUUUGCAUUUUUUGCUUAUCCACUAAUGAUUAUUCAGUUAUUAAUUACUGGAUCAACUGAUUAUUAGCUCUUACUUGUUGCGUAACCGCGUCAAAAGUCACUGGAAAAAUGAUGCAGUAAUUGAAUAACGUUAGUACAGAGAGGAUUAUUCGCCUGAGCCUGAAACUGCAACUCUGGUAAUUGUCAGAAUAUUGUAACUAAUUUAUUGAAGAAAGCUUGAUGUGUGUGACUUUCAAUUAGCUAUCGCAGAUCCGUGUUAGAAGCAUGAAUUAUUGCUUACGUUCGUACCCAGUCGGCUUGGAUCAUUCGACAAGCCACGAGUUGUUGUGCCGGUAUUAUUAUUCGCAAGAAAUUAUUUUCAGGAAGAUCCAUAUGUUUAUAAUACUUGAUUCGCAUGAUUUAUCUUGUCAUGAAUGGUUCGCUUCAUUUCUUCGUCGUCAAAAAGAACAGUAAUUGUGUAUGCUAAUACUACUAAUAUUUAGCCUUAUUUAAAUUCGCUUGCCAUUUAUUGAAUUGUAAAUGUUCUCUAUUUGAUGCAUUAUAUUGAUGCAUUUAACUAAUAUAUAUAAUUUAAAUUCUAUUCUGCGUUAAUUACAGGAUGAGUUUUAGAUGAAAUAUUAGCGCAAUAUCGUCCAGGUGAAAAUGUUCAUUUUUUCAAUUUUCUGUUUGUAUUGCCGCCGAUUUCAACGAUCAUUGGCAAGUCCAGCGACGGGUGGAAGAAUAUGCGAGUUACCAAGCACGCAGAUCGCGCAAGUUUGUGUACGAAGAGCCCCUCGUUUCGUUCACAUUUUAGAAUACGAAUCAAAUAAGACGCACUUUAGUCGAAUUUGAACUCAGAAUUAUAAGCCCUAAGUUGUUGGGUCGGUCACAUUUCUUGUGCGUAGUUAGAAUGUAGUGGGUGGCAGCUAUUAGGUUUAUAUGAAGGACGGGAAGUUAUCCUAAACUGGUGGUCGUCUCGGCUAUUAAGGAACGAGUUCUCGGGUCAUAGGUUGGUAAAAUCAGAUAUUUUUGCCGUUUGUUGGCAAACUUUAUUUUGUUGUGUUUGUGCCCGAAUGAUUACUAUUAAGUUCGCUUUCGUUUAAAAACUAAGUUAUUGAAUUUAUUUUAGUUGUACCGCUAAAAUCACCAUUGAUGUCGUUCAUGAGACCAUAAUACACGUAUCCGUGCGUUUGAUUAAUAAGUUACAAAGUUUUGUUUUCUGCAUCACGGAAAGAAUAUUCACGAAGAUACCAGUAAUUUGAUCAUUAUAAUUUUUUUCAUAAUAAAACUGAAUAAGAAUGAAAGAAAGACUAUUGUGAAAUUGUGCACAAUUCCUGCGAUAUGUACAAAAACACUCUACCCUAAGUACUGGCCAACUUAUCAAGCGAGCUAUGAGCUCGAAAAAGAGACUCUACCUUAAUCGGUGCUAUCAUAUUGAUAUUAUAGAAGAAUCCUACUGUGUUACACAUCUGUUACCAUUCGUAUCAGUUAAAUCUCGUUGUAUUUAUGUUCUAGAGAUUACAUUGAGGCCUAUAUACAUAGGCCUCAAUGGCAACAGACAUCGUCGUACGGUUUUCGGGCGGUCGGGAUGCCGUCCAUGAUUCUGUUACAAAUAAUAGUUAUAAUACUCUUUUCGGCUUGACACAGAUGCAUGGAACGCACCGAUGUGCCGGAAAACUAAUUUUUAUGCGUAGACGAGCAAUGGUUAGCCGCAGACGAAAUGAGUAAUUUUCUCUCAUAUUCAGGUAGCUUCACUUCUCUCAUCCACGUGUCAUUAGGUUCUGUAUAUUUCGCUUCUGAAUCCUGCAGACGCCAUCGUUUGCGUACUGAACAAUUACUCCCAGACUGCUCAGUGAUGAUGUGUGAUUUAAUUUCAGUUCUAUCUUAAUUUUUGGUACUUCCAACUAUAUUAAUUUCUCAGUGUUCAAAUUUAUUUUUUUUUAUAGGAAUUAUUAGAAUCGAGAAUAUUGGAAAGGAAUUGCACUGCCAAAAAUUUCUGUUGAAAAUGAUGAUGUGCUUUUUAGAUCGAAAAUUUUUUCUUCCUUUUCAUCAGUUAAUGCUCAAUAAACUGCUAUAUUGGAAAUAAAACUAAUCCGUCUGAUUAAAUGAGGUUGAUGAUCAUGAAGUUGGUGUUCAAAAUAAGCCGUUUACGUUAUUCUAGAGCGGGAAAACAAGUCAUUUAUCACUAAUCUUAGUUCUCAACCAAAUUCACGUUUUUUUCGGUUCUGUGUUGAAAAGAUGAAAUUGUAGAAUUUUUAUUGUUCGUGCCAAAUGCAAUUAAUCCCGAAAAAUUCCUUAUGUCACUUGCAACGAAACAGGCUGCACCAAUUUUCCUAUCGCUAUUAUACAUAAAUAUUUCAAUACCGUUGUUUUGGGGGGGGGGGGGGUUGGUGAUCCUGUUUCAGUUUUUACUACCAAAUUAUAAUCAGAGCCUCCCAUUUCCAUGCCACUUGAAACUAUCCCCGAGAAUGUCAAGUCAUUUAACAGAUGUUGAAUAAUGUCGCGAAAUGAAAUGGUGAUCAGUGGUUAAGUUAAGCGGAUUGCAUGUUGCACUUAAAAGCGGUUGUCUUUCAUAUCGCAGUUAUUUACAUUAUUAUAGUUGUUUUGUUCAUUGCAAAAGAUAAUGAUUUCAUUGCCCCUAAUGGUACAUUGCCGUUUUUAUAGUUCAUCGACUCUCAACAAAGGCAGCUCAUUCAAAAUUAUUAAUAAUCAACGUCGUAUCCUUGUUCAGGCUUGUAGCCAAGGUAUUUGAGCGUUCGCUAGAAGUGACCAUAAUUAUAUUUGCGAGGCUGGACCACUGACUAGUACGUCUUAUAAAAUUAGUUCUAUGAUUCAUCAUUUGCAUCACUUCAAGAUGAGUGUUUAGAUUGAGACGUGCGUUUAGAUUCCAGCAGCUUCCUGAAACACCAAAAUGCCAAACGCUUUUAAUGCGUGAUCAACUUUUUUAUGAACCAUUGCUCAAUGUUUGUAUUACUUUAGCAAUGUGAAACGAAUAAAUAUAUAUUGUUA